AUGAAGCUGCUUCAGGUCGCAUCCGCUGUCGCCUUUGCUGCGCUCUCGGUUUCGAGCGUCUCGGCCACUCCUCUUGAAGUGCAAGCACUCCACUAUCCCGCUGGUGUCCAGCGCUCUGUCGAGGCUAGAGCUGCAGAGCGUCUAUUUGCUCGUGACAACACUGCAUCGACUUCACCCUUGACCAACUAUCAGCAGUACUCUUUCCCCGCUCAGCUCUCGCAGGCAGCCUACUGUGGUCAGCCUGUAGGCGCCAGGGUUGGGGAUGCUACACUGCUCUGGAAGGCUGGAGACGGUCAAUCGACUCCCAAUGUGAUUGUUGCCUACUCGCCAAGCAGGGGUGUCAUCGUUUCACACCAGGGAACCAACACUUCUUCCUUCUCGUCAAUCUUGAACGACGCCGACUUUGCGCUGGAUCCUAUCAACUCGCGUCUUUCCUACUUGGGCACUGUCGAAGUGCAUGGUGGAUUCCAAGACACUUGGCUGCGUACUGCCGACUCUGUGCUAGCACAGGUCAAGGCUGCCGUCGCCAAGUACCCCUCUGCUCCUGUGCUUACCGUAGGUCACUCGCUUGGUGCCUCUCUUUCGCUGCUCGAUGCUCUCUACCUCAAGAAGCAGCUGCCAAACAAGACGGUCAGGUCGAUCGUUUUCGGUCAGCCUCGAACGGGCAGUCAGGCCUUCGCCAAUGCUGUCGACGCCAACUUGCCAGGCUUUGUACACAUCAACAACGGACGCGACCCGGUGCCACGUCUGGCACCUUCGAUCAAGUACCAGCAUCCUUCAGGAGAGAUCUGGAUCAACCCUGCCAACACCAACACUGCUGUAACAUGUCCUGGUCAGGAGAACGAGAACUGCACUCGCUCUCUCAACCCUUUCACCUACGACGUCGAUGACCACACUGGCACUUACUUUAAUGUCCACAUUGCUGGUCGUGGUGGGAACUGCCCUCCUGUUAUCAACGCAUAG
Molecule: messenger RNA, 963 nt
Organism: Ustilago hordei
Lineage: Eukaryota; Fungi; Basidiomycota; Ustilaginomycetes; Ustilaginales; Ustilaginaceae
Exons: 1
Coding region: 1-963 (320 amino acids)
Biological process (GO): lipid metabolic process
Source: RefSeq, a predicted model, not a curated record